Messenger RNA from Globicephala melas (long-finned pilot whale), 3726 nucleotides. RefSeq names its product defective in cullin neddylation 1 domain containing 1 (gene DCUN1D1). Gene Ontology annotation, molecular function: ubiquitin-like protein binding; cullin family protein binding; ubiquitin conjugating enzyme binding. NCBI's taxonomy places the organism in Eukaryota, Metazoa, Chordata, Mammalia, Artiodactyla, Delphinidae. The record is from RefSeq and is a predicted model, not a curated record. Gene Ontology annotation, cellular component: ubiquitin ligase complex. Gene Ontology annotation, biological process: protein neddylation.
ACCUGUUCUCAUUUCAUAAAAUUAGGAGAAACAGACUUGCUACCUUUUGGGCACAUGUUUUAUUUCCUUGGGGUGGGAGGAGUAAUUGCUUAUUAUGCCAGUUAAAAACCAUUCGUGAUGUUUAAAAAACAGUUUGUCAAGUUAGUCCCCUCUUCCUUUUUUGUUUGGAAAAUGUCUUACAAGCUUGAAGACGUGGUAUUCAAGUUAUCUGUUUACAUUUUGAACAAGUUGAAAUCAUCGCAGAAGGAUAAAGUUCGUCAGUUUAUGAUCUUCACACAAUCUAGUGAAAAAACAGCAGUAAGUUGUCUGUCUCAAAAUGACUGGAAGUUAGAUGUUGCAACAGACAAUUUUUUCCAAAAUCCUGAACUUUAUAUACGAGAGAGUGUAAAAGGAUCAUUGGACAGGAAGAAGUUAGAACAACUAUACAAUAGAUACAAAGAUCCUCAAGAUGAAAAUAAAAUUGGAAUAGAUGGUAUACAGCAGUUCUGUGAUGACCUGGCACUGGAUCCGGCCAGCAUUAGUGUGUUGAUCAUCGCGUGGAAGUUCAGAGCAGCAACACAGUGCGAGUUCUCCAAACAGGAGUUCAUGGACGGCAUGACAGAAUUAGGAUGUGACAGCAUAGAAAAACUAAAGGCCCAGAUACCCAAGAUGGAACAAGAAUUGAAAGAACCAGGACGAUUUAAGGAUUUUUACCAGUUUACUUUUAAUUUUGCAAAGAAUCCAGGACAAAAAGGAUUAGAUCUAGAAAUGGCCAUUGCCUACUGGAAUUUAGUGCUUAAUGGAAGAUUUAAAUUCUUAGACUUAUGGAAUAAAUUUUUGUUGGAACAUCAUAAACGAUCAAUACCAAAAGAUACUUGGAAUCUUCUUUUAGACUUCAGUACAAUGAUUGCAGAUGACAUGUCUAAUUAUGAUGAAGAAGGAGCAUGGCCUGUUCUUAUUGAUGACUUUGUGGAAUUUGCACGCCCUCAAAUUGCUGGGACAAAAAGUACAACAGUGUAGCACUAAAGGAACCUUCUAGAAUGUACAUAGUCUGUACAAUAAAUACAAUGGAAAAUUGCACAGUCAAUUUCUGCUGGCUGGACUGAACUGAAGAUCAAUCCUCACAAUUCAGACUGAGGGUUGAGACAAAACUUUAAGGAUACAUCUUGGACCAUAUCGUAUUUCAUUCUUCUAAUGGUGGUUUGGGCUUGUCUUCUAGUCUGGGCCGCUCUAAACAUUUAUUAUUCCAACAUUGUGGAUUUCAUCUUAUAUCUGUGGACCAUCCUAGUUUAUUCUCCCAUAAGUCUUAGAAGCUUUAUGGUGAUUAUUUUGAAGUUUCCAUUCUUGCAUAAAGCACAAUGCUGUCUUCAUCAGAAAACAGUUUGGCAUAAGAAUUAAACAUGUGAACAUCACAAUUUAUAAAAACUUCUUAAAUAUAUGCUUUGGGCUAGUUGCAAAGACUAUGCUGAUAGCACUUCCAGUGAGAGUGAUAUAUUUAAGUGUACCAGAUCUGGAAUGGUGUUUUGGUAUGGGGGGAUUUUUUUUUUUCCUGGCAAAUCACAUGUAUUGUUAACGUGAGUAGAGUAUCUGUUGAAAAAAAAGUCAAAAUAACCAACGUGAAAAAUUUUUAGGAUAACUUGGUGUGCCUACCCAAAAUUUUACUGUGUUUUAGACCCUCGAUUUCAGAAGGUUCCACAGAUCUAGUCUGCACUUAUCUUACCCAUGUUUAUAUAUAGUUGUCUUACAGGGGGUUUUAUUUAGAAAAACAUCUGCAUAAUGUUAGAUUCUACUCCUGUCUACAUUAUGCACUCCAUAAUUGGAUUUCAUUAUGAUUUUGAAACGCUGAUAUGCCUGUCGAGUAAGUUAAACUAUUUAAUUUGUUUUGAAUGUUUUAGAUUGCUACAUAAUACAAUAUUCUAAAUUUAGGCAUGAGGGUUUAUUUUUGUUUUUGGGGUUUUUUUUGGUCAGCGCACUAUGGAACACAAAUGAAAUUCUCUUAAUUUAUAAGAAGAUAGUAGGAAUUAAAUUUUGAAAAUGGUUGUAAUGAGCCAUAAAGUUCAAUUCUUAUAGGUACUGCUCUUUCAGACAAAUAGUCCAUUUUUGAUGACUUCUUAUUUUGUUGAAGUUGCUUUAACUGCUAAUCACUGUGGUUGCCAAAUAUUUCAGGAGCAAAGAUUUUCAAGCAGGCAUGCACUUGAUGCAAAGUACCAAUCUGGCUUCUAUUUUCAUAAAUUAUUUAAUUUUUACUGUUCUUUGUUUCACUCAGAUUAGCUCAGUUUUCACAUCAAAGCAGCACUCUGUCUUGUAUGUUUCUUUUUUUUCCCUUCAUUACAAGACCCAUGAACUGCUUUCAUGCUGAAAAUGCUCAUUUCUUUGUUCACUUCUUGACCUGUGAAGAAGGGUUUAUUGCUUUCUUAAACAUUUCUAUAAGGCAGGUUAAAAAAUGUAAAAUUUCUGAUAUUGGAUGACUGGUUUUUAGCAGGAGUAGAUUUUGCUUGGUGUAUCCAGGCACUCUAAGUUCUAAUGUUGAAAUUAUCAAAGGUAUGUACUUCAGAAUAGCAGUACAUUAUAAGGUAUAUGCGGAAAUGAUUUUAAGAAACAAUGAUAUAUUAAAACUACUUUUUAUUUACGAUUUUGAAAUUGACUAGAAAGCUUUCCCCAUAGAUAUUAAUAUUCUAAUCAUAACUUUAAUUCAAGAAUAUGAUUCUAUCAAAAGAAAAUUUUGAAAAUUUCUAUUCAGGUUACUGGAAUUGGUUAUUAAAAAAAGAAAAAAGAAGAAUCCUGCUGCUUUCAGUAUUUCCUGAUUUCAUAUUUGUAAAUAUUAAGAGGAACUUCAAUUAUGAAAAAUUUUUAAAAGAUAUAUAUAUAUAAAUGUACUAUUUUGUUUCCUGUCUUGAAGAUUUUGAGUUAUGGUAUUGUUUUUGAAUUGAUUAAUUAAUUCCGGUAUGCUGUGUUUUGAAAUGAGAUCCGAUUAGCUUUUUUUCCCCAAUAUAAAUUGUUUUUCAUAAAAGUCUGAUAUUGAUUCGUGGCCUAGUGCCUUGGGUUUUACAGACUUUUCCUUUUAAAUGCAAGACCUUUUCAACAAAAUAGUGUUUGUCAUCAGUUUGGUACUAAACAUUUAUAAUUACUAUGUAAUUAUAAACAGAAAAAUACAUAAAGCUUUGAAUAUAAUCAUGUAGCAUAAAAGUUAAGGUUGUUAACUCUAUGAUGGCAUCUUAGAAUUAAACAAUACUAUUACUAGGGCUGAAAAGAGAAGACUGAUUUAAUGUGGUGUGGUUAUUCUGAGGAUACAUGUCUGGUUACAGGGAAUAUUUUGUACUAAAAAAUGCUUACACAUAAUGGCCGUGUGUGUGUGCGUGUGUGUGAAAGAGAGAGAUUGACAGGUUGAAAGAGACACACAUGCUCACACACACAUGCACACACACACACACACACAACUUGAAUUGCUUUAAUUCAUUAGUGUUUCAGUCUUCAUUCUGGUAAACUCCCCAUGCUGAUUCUUUGUUUUAAACUGAACCACAGGUACAGUUUCCUUUUUGCCAAAUGUCAAAACAGGUACACAUUUUACAAUGUAAUGCUUUUUAAAUAGUAAAGUGUAUAAAAUUAGAAGUGCCCACAUAUAAAAAUACUUGAGAUCAAGAUUAUCUUUAGUGACUAUCAUCUGCAUAUCUCUGUAAGUUCAAUUGUGUUUCUUACAUCCCUGUCAUAUUACCAACAGAGGCAAUAAAAGCUUCAGUGAAAUUGCCA